GAAAUAAGGAUCCACAUCACAAGACAUCAUGGCAUGUAGAAUCAUUAUAAAUAAUAUUCUUAACUAAUCACAGGUGUCAGAGUCUUGGUAAAGUAAAUGAAGUUGUAGCUUUGUAGUUGAACUGAUCCAGUUUCAUGUACUGACCCCAAGAGUUACCGCAGAGAAAUCUCUGAUCAUUUUGUUUAACACUGGUUCUCAAUAAACAAUGAUCUGUGGAGAACCUGAAGAACAGUGAGGGGACUUUAGAACAAUGGCUGCCACUGCAUUUACCUUAACAACCCUCUAAAAUGUGAACUUCAAUAAAUAAAUCAUGUGUCACCGACUGUGACUACAAUGCCACAGUUAUUCAGUACAGUAAACAAUUUUUCUUGUUUUUCCUGAAUAUUUCCAGGCAGAUGUCAAAACAAAGUGUAGUCUCAGGUGUUUGGCUCCCACAUCCAACAAUUGAGCAUAGAACUCUUCAGGGCCGUGUGCCAUCUGGUGGCCAGAGCACAGCACGGACGGGCAGAGGAUGGACUGAAUAUGUUAGGACACAAAGUUAAAUACAAGAAAACAGUCUGAACGUGGCAAAGACACUGACACUCGGCAGAGAAGAAGAGUGAAGGCUGUCGCCUUCUUGUUGUGGAGGGCUGAGCUCGACACUGGAACAAACACCACCAACAAGAAAUAAACCGGGACUUUGACAGCUGGACAGGUCCAUCUUAAACCGAUGUUCAGGAUCAGGGGCAUUGUCGCAUCUGGUGGAAAGUGUUCAGCUUUUCUCCCUGUUUGGAAACAACUGACCAGGCUACAAAGCAGGAUGUCCACUGUGUCCCACCCAGUGGCUGCAGUGUGUCAGGUGACGGCCACCCCUGACAAGCAGGCCAACUUCUCCACCUGUAAGCGGCUGGUGGAGGACGCCAGGGAGCGAGGGGCCUGCAUGGUCUUUCUGCCAGAGGGGUUUGACUACAUUGGAUCGAGCCGAGAGGAGACGUUGACACUGGCUGAGAGUCUAGAAGGAGACACAGUGUCACAAUACACUCGGCUAGCCAGGAAGCUAAAGGUGUGGCUGUCACUUGGAGGCUUUCAUGAACAAGGACACAACUGGGAGACAGACAGGAGAAUAUACAACAGUCACAUCAUUAUUAAUGAUAAAGGUGAGGUUGUUUCAGUCUACAGGAAGUCCCAUUUGUUUGAUGUGGAAAUUCCAGAAAGAGGUGUAUUCCUUAAAGAAAGUGCCUUUACCAUUCCUGGACCAUCUCUUGUGUCCCCAGUCCAAACUCCCAUUGGCAAGGUGGGUUUGGGCAUCUGCUAUGAUCUCAGAUUCCCUGAGUUGUCACUGGCUCUUCAGACGCAUGGGGCUGAGAUCCUCACAUACCCCUCAGCCUUCACUGUACCUACAGGAGCUGCUCACUGGGAGGUGCUGCUUCGUGCACGGGCAGUGGAGACUCAGUGCUUCGUCCUGGCGGCAGCACAGGUCGGCCGGCACCACGAGAAGCGCUCGUCGUACGGCCACGCGUUGGCCGUGGACCCCUGGGGUGUUGUGCUGGGGGACUGUGGGGGGGAGGAGCCAGGCAUAGUGCUGGUGGAGAUCGACCAGGAGAAAGUCAGCAGCACCAGGAAAAACAUGCCAGUCCAACAGCACCGCAGAGACACUGGCUUCUACCACACUCUGGGAAAAACAUGAUUCAGUCAAAUUGAGUCACGGAGAGACAGGAUGGUAGGACUAAAAUCUGAACACAGGCAACAAACUGAACCUGAUGCUUUGUGUGAGAGACAAGUCAAUGAUGUACUGAGUUUGUGAAAUGUAAUACUGUUUUUCUCAGGUUUCCAUCAUUAAGCAUUGACAGCAUGAACAUGAUUUGAAUAAGGGUGGAAGGAGUAAAUUAAUGAAGCUUGAAAUUAAUAAAAAUGAGAGAUGUAUUUUUUUAUAAUCUGAAACACUGGAUAGUUUUACUAUCUAUUAGUUUGGAAAGUUAAUUCAUCUGGUAAUUGAAUUCAGGCAAGUUGGACCAGUUGACCAGCAUUUGAGUUUAAAUGAGUUUAUAAAUGACAGUACUUAUACUGAUCAAUAGAUGGCACUGUUGGGUGGUGGGAAAUGGAUUAAUGCAAAAUGCAGUUCUGGGAAACAUUCCUGUCCUGAUAUCUGAUAUUACUGUGUAAUUUCAUAUUUGCAAUAUAAAAUAAAAAAUUUAAAAUGUUAUAA
Molecule: messenger RNA, 2185 nt
Organism: Betta splendens (Siamese fighting fish)
Lineage: Eukaryota; Metazoa; Chordata; Actinopteri; Anabantiformes; Osphronemidae
Gene: nit1
Product: nitrilase 1
Exons: 7
Coding region: 710-1666 (318 amino acids)
Molecular function (GO): hydrolase activity, acting on carbon-nitrogen (but not peptide) bonds, in linear amides
Source: RefSeq, a predicted model, not a curated record